Molecule: messenger RNA, 888 nt
Organism: Drosophila virilis
Lineage: Eukaryota; Metazoa; Arthropoda; Insecta; Diptera; Drosophilidae
Product: transcription factor pangolin
Biological process (GO): canonical Wnt signaling pathway; regulation of transcription by RNA polymerase II
Cellular component (GO): beta-catenin-TCF complex; chromatin
Molecular function (GO): DNA-binding transcription factor activity, RNA polymerase II-specific; RNA polymerase II cis-regulatory region sequence-specific DNA binding
Source: RefSeq, a predicted model, not a curated record
UAAGAACACGCGAGGCGAUAUUUAAAUAAUUUUGGUAACACCCAAGUAGUGCCAACAUCCUGAAGAGUUAAACCAUGCCGCAUACACAUACGCGUCAUGGAUCAUCCGGUGAUGAUUUAGGCAGCACGGACGAAGUAAAAAUAUUUAAGGAUGAAGGCGAUCGUGAGGAUGAGAAAAUAUCAUCCGAGAACCUUUUAGUCGAAGAAAAAUCAAGCCUCAUUGAUUUAACAGAGAGUGAGGAAAAGGGCAGCAAGACAGUGACGAGGCCGGAUCACAGUCCAGUAUUUAAUAAACUCGAGCCACAUACACCAACAUUCAAUAUGGGAUAUCUCGUGUCACCGUACUCAUAUGCUAAUGGUGCGCCCGGUGGACUGCCGGUAACUAUGGCAAAUAAAAUUGGACUACCUCCUUUCUUCUGUCACAACGGAGACCCACUUUCAACGCCACCGCCUGCACAUUGUGGAAUACCUCCUUAUCAGCUGGAUCCUAAAGCAAUAGGUCUUACUCGUCCUGCCUUAUAUCCAUUUGCUGCCACCCAAUAUCCUUAUCCGAUGCUAAGUCCUGAUAUGUCUCAAGUAGCUUCAUGGCACACGCCGUCGGUUUACUCAGCAUCUAGUUUUAGAACACCCUAUCCCUCCUCAUUACCAAUUAAUACAACGCUACCGAGCGACUUCCCAUUUCGAUUCUCACCGAGUCUGUUGCCUUCCGUACAUGCGACAUCUCACCACGUUUUAAAUUCCCAUCCAUCGAUUGUGACGUCUAAUUCCAAACAGGAUUGCGGCGUACAGGAUUCCACAACGAACAAUCGAUAUUCAAGAGUGGAGUAUCAAACAAAAUUUAAAUGUCUCGACCAUGGGUGGAGUUAUUAAACUCUGAAGUGAAUGUAAA